UCGGUACCAGUGAACCGCGGUGCGGUUCUGUUCUGUACCAGUGAACUGCGGUGGCGGUUCUGUGCUUGUUUGACAACCUAGACAACCUGACUGGAGGCAUGCUCUACAGGCAUGUUUGAAGACACCAGCGUCGAGCUUAGUCUGUUUUUUUGACACCACCAGGUAUGUCUGAUGGUUGACAAGUGUGCAAUUCAACAACCCUUCAAGCUUCCUCUGUAAGUUUCGUUUGCAGCUGCUGUUGGGUUCACCUCUCCAACUCCCGAUUGUGUCUUGAAGCAACGAGGGGGGCAGCACCUGCAGUGAGGUGGCAUGGAAGGUUCCUCCCCCCUCUCCCUGUCUCUCCCCGCCCUUCCCUCCCCUAUCCCCCUUCCUCCAACCUAGCCUUCUUUCCGCCCACGUACUUCAAGCAGAACGGAAGACGCCAACGGUCCAAGAUUGGUAAGCACCCGACCCUUUUCCCUCCCCGUCUCGUCAGGUCUUCCUCCUUCCUGCCCUGUGUUCUCUUUCUUCAAUUGGUCCUAAGUUCACUCCUGUCCGCUCUUCAGUCCCCAACACCCAGGUGCCGAACUCCUUGUUUCCCUAACAUGUUCUUUCUAUCACGUUUGUCUGCCGCCUGUUCCCCUGUGCAGGAGGCAUUUCCUUUUCCCAUGCAGCGGUGUGCGCCGUUGCGACGAGGGCAGCACUGGCAGGCGCUGUUGCAAUGGGCACAAGCUACCAGCCGUACCCUAAAAGCCUAGUGCUAAGUUCUUGCAGCUCCCUCCCUGAGCUGAGCUCCAUAACUCCUAGCUGAGCCUUCCAGUGUGAAGCCAAGCCAAGCCACCUCUCACUUUGACCUCUUCGGGGAUUGAAGCAACCUCAGCCGUGGAUGCACAGUAUUGGGGUAGAUGUGCUGCACAGAUGACACGUGCCAUGUGCUCAACCACCUUCAAGGCCAUCCAUCAAAUUGUGUGUGGCGGAGGUGGACGACACUUCAGACGUGAUGUGAACCACCAAGCCUAAGCGAAGUUGUUUGAAGAGCAGACGUGGAAGGCUGAUAUCACAUCACAUUAUUGCACAGAGAUCAUGGGACAGGAGAUUGGACUAUACAAUGCACAAUAAAUACAUGUAGGUACCGGAAGCUUUUGAACAACUCCAAAAUAAGAGGGCGGGCGAGCACACGCUUCCGAUGCACCGUGGCCAAGGAUGGACGGACGCGAGAUGCUGGCACAAGGAUGGACGGGAGAUGCUGGCACAAGGAUGGACGGGAGAUGCUGGCACAAGGAUGGACGGGAGAUGCUGGCACAAGGAUGGACGGGAGAUGCUGGCACAAGGAUGGACGGGAGAUGCUGGCACAAGGAUGGACGGGAGAUGCUGGCACAAGGAUGGACGGGAGAUGCUGGCACAAGGAUGGACGGGAGAUGCUGGCACAAGGAUGGACGCGAGAUGCUGGCACAAGGAUGGACGGGAGAUGCUGGCACAAGGAUGGACGGGAGAUGCUGGCACAAGGAUGGACGCGAGAUGCUGGCACAAGGAUGGACGGGAGAUGCUGGCACAAGGAUGGACGGGAGAUGCUGGCACAAGGAUGGACGCGAGAUGCUGGCACAAGGAUGGACGGGAGAUGCUGGCACAAGGAUGGACGGGAGAUGCUGGCACAAGGAUGGACGCGAGAUGCUGGCACAAGGAUGGACGGGAGAUGCUGGCACAAGGAUGGACGGGAGAUGCUGGCACAAGAAGGGAUGGACGGGUGCAUGAUGAGUACAGACUCAAGGGCCGAAAGGGGCGAACGGGACUUAAGGGAUGAACGGAACGAAAGGGCCAAGGGAGAGUACAGGAGAGGUGAAUAUGGCCAAGGGAGAGUACAGGAGAGGUGAAUAUGGCCAAGGGAGAGUACAGGAGAGGUGAAUAUGGCCAAGGGAGAGUACAGGAGAGGUGAAUAUGGCCAAGGGAGAGUACAGGAGAGGUGAAUAUGGCCAAGGGAGAGUACAGGAGAGGUGAAUAUGGCCAAGGGAGAGUACAGGAGAGGUGAAUAUGGCCAAGGGAGCGCAAGCAAGACCCAACCAAUCCACUUUUCCGG
This is a messenger RNA of Closterium sp. NIES-67, 2053 nucleotides long. The record is from the annotation of a GenBank genome assembly. NCBI's taxonomy places the organism in Eukaryota, Viridiplantae, Streptophyta, Zygnematophyceae, Desmidiales, Closteriaceae.